AUGAGUGAGUCUCGUAGUUCGAAUAGAUCUCUACCCACAUGUCGAGCAGUCGGCGCGACCUGCGUCCCCUCAGACCGGCUGGUAGUCAAACCGGUGAAUACCGAGUGUCAGUGUGACUUGCUACGCACGCAGCUGGAGGCCCUCCAGAAUCAAUACCAGUCUCUGCUUGGGCAGUACGAACAGUUACAAGUGCAGUUACAAAGGGCCGAAGAAGCUCUCCAGCAAUCCACGAGUAUUGCAGCUGUAUCUAUCUUACCCCCUACCAAAGGCAACGUUUCCGAUCUCGUGCUUCGCGUCCCUGGGCAGGAAAGCCAGCGACUGGACCCAGACCUUUCUUACCAUGGGCGUAUCAUUCAGCCGACGUUUUCUCCACGAUCCUAUGUCAAAGGUACAAAUCACAGUGCGCUCAGCAGUGCGUGGGACCUGUGGGGGGAUGAUCUUCCACCCUUGGACGAGACCUCUCGGGCUUCCCCAGUCAUGCCGCAGUUCGACAACGAGGCGUAUUUGAACCUUGCAAACACCUUUUUCGACUACAGAUGGCCAUACUUACCGGUACUGCAUAAGCCUACAUUCCUACGUGAACAUUUAACUCCUUUUCUCUCUCAUUCAAUCUCGAGCGCUAUAUCCAACUUCCUGGUCAAUUUAGUCUGUGCUAUUGCCGCGACGGAGAAACCAUGGAGCCAACAGGGGAACGGUCAGAUUCAUAGACUGUUUUUUCGGCGCGCUAUCCAAGAUCUGCAUGUGGUCAUUGAGACUGAUGAUUUUGAGUGCGUGCAAUGUUUACUAUUGCUUUGUCUCUAUGGGCACAACGAGCCCCAAUCCAUCAACAUAUGGUAUACCACAGGUCUGGCUCUUAAAUUAGCCCUUGGCAUGGAUCUUCACCGCAAAGAGAGUCUCGAUAGUCAGAGCAUUAUGCGCGCAGAAAUGUCUAAACGAGUGUUCUGGGCUGCCUUCGUGAUGGACUGUAACAUGGCGAUUAACAUGGGUCGACCGCUAGGAAUUCGCGAAUCUGACAUAACAAUGCCGCCGCCCCUGCCACUACUAGAUGAUCAGUUGGAUAAUCCGCCUACCAUCCCUGACUUCGCGGUAGCCCAGAUGCCAGGUAUAUCCGCAUUCAUACACACGGUCAAGUUGCGGAAAAUCAACGCGGCUGUUUACGAGACGUUUCAUUCGAUCGGACGACCAUUACUGGACCCUACUGACUUGCAUGACAAGAGAAAAUGGUACUUCUCCGAACUGAAUCAAUGGCUGAUAGAUUCGCCCCGAUUCCUCCAAACAGCAUCAACAUAUCAAUCUCCAGAAUGGUUCUUGAUCGCAUUCCACCACGGCAUAUUAUCGCUGCACAGACCCUCACGGGCAGCACCGAUCCCGUCGCCUGACGAUUUACGAAUCUGUAUGGAGUCCUCAAUCGGGCUGAUCAGCUCAUAUAGCGCCUUAUAUGCCCGGAAUCGGAUUAAAUACACCUUCGUGUCCGUUCAUUCCCUAUUUCUAGCCGCAGUGACGAUGCUCUACGUACUGCGGGCUUCGCCCCCUCUUCGCCACGAACUGACGCGUCCCGUGGUGCAAACCAACAUCCUGACCUUCCUCACUAUCUUUCGCGGUAUCUCGAACGGCCGCGCCGUUGGAGAGAAAUGCGCCAAUAUUAUUGAACACCUGGGGGACUCCAUCCUGACCUUGUUUAACGACAACCGUGAACCGGGACUCGAGGUCGAUACGGCUUUCCAGUCGUGGUUUGGGCUGCGCACACAUAGUUUCCCUACAGUAAUGCAGGCUUCAUCUCUAGAGGAUGAAAACACACCGGCCCAGUUCCCUGAUAAUAGAGUCGACCCUGCGUGGGCUGAUUUGUUUCUGGAAGGAAUUGAUAUCGGAUGUACUGAUAUUUCAAGCUUUCCUUUCUGA
This is a messenger RNA of Aspergillus ochraceoroseus IBT 24754, 1899 nucleotides long. RefSeq lists its product as uncharacterized. Bases 1 to 1899 code for a protein of 632 amino acids. The transcript has 2 exons. Lineage: Eukaryota; Fungi; Ascomycota; Eurotiomycetes; Eurotiales; Aspergillaceae. Gene Ontology annotation, molecular function: zinc ion binding; DNA-binding transcription factor activity, RNA polymerase II-specific; sequence-specific DNA binding. The record is from RefSeq and is a predicted model, not a curated record. Gene Ontology annotation, biological process: DNA-templated transcription; positive regulation of transcription by RNA polymerase II.